AACCGGUGUGUAAAUAUUUCUAGAUCUAUCAAUCAGAUCCGUUUUCCAAAAGACGAUUCAAAGCGAUUAGUCAGCUCAGUCAGCUGUUGUGUUUUCUGAAAAUGUAGCUUAUGCGAUUCAAAGUUAUAAAAGAAAGCAUAGAGACAUUACGCGUGUUACAAGAAAUAAAUAGGAACAAACCGGCUCAAGUUUGUAUUAUUAAUUGUCUACUUUUUGAAUAUGUGAUAUUAUUAAAUAUUGUUGAUAUUAUAUCAUAUUGUUUUAAUGCAUUAUUAACGUUCUUUCUAAAGGAUUUCCAUAUUUAGGUAGAAAAUGGCUCAAUAUAAUGCACAUGAUUUAAGCAAGACACCUCGAACGAGAGAUGUAAAGAUACAAGAAGAUGUUGUAUUUUUUCAAAUGGGUCUUCCAGAUGAUAUUUUGGAUGGAUUAACAGCUGCUGGGUUUCAACGACCAUCCCCCAUUCAGUUGAAAGCCAUUCCAUUAGGGCGUUGUGGAUUCGAUCUGAUAAUACGAGCAAAAUCAGGAACUGGAAAAACUAUCGUAUUUGGUGUCAUUGCUCUUGAAACAUUAGAUAUUGAAAUAUCAACUCCACAAGUUUUAAUAAUAGCACCUACCAGGGAGAUUUCUAUUCAAAUAUGUCAUGUUCUUCAAGCAAUAGGUUCAAAAAUAAAAGGAUUAAAGAUUGAAUAUUUUGUGGGAGGCAUAUUGAUAGAAGAAGAUAAGAAGAAACUAAGCAAAUGCCAUAUAGCUGUUGGUGCUCCAGGCAGAGUUAAACAUUUAAUUGAAAUGGGAUUGCUUACAGUUUCAAAAAUCAGGUUAUUUGUUCUUGAUGAAGCAGACAAGUUAAUGGAGAUUAAUUUUCAAACAGAUAUCAAUUACAUAUUUUCUAAGCUACCAUGCAAUAAGCAAGUUAUAGCCUCGAGUGCUACCUAUCCUGGAGAUUUAGAAACAUUUGUGCAAACAUACAUGUCUUCUCCAGUGUUAACAUCACCUGAUCUUGAUGCACCAAUUUUAAUUGGAAUCAAACAAUUUGUGGCUGUAGUUCCUGCACAUCCCAAUACCAUGAAACAGGUACAAAUAAAAGUGGAUGAGCUAGUGAAAAUUUUUACGAAGAUUCCAUUUAAGCAAAGUUUAGUUUUUAUGAAUUAUCAAUCACGAGCUCAAUCAGUCAGCAAUAAAAUUAAUUCUAUGGGUUUCUCAUCUUUAUAUAUUAUUGGAAAUCAAGACAUGGCUAAAAGAUUGGAGACGAUUGAAAAGUUAAGGAAUUGUGAAUGUAGAAUUAUGGUAUCUACGGAUCUAACUGCAAGGGGUAUAGAUGUGGAAAAUGUUAAUAUGGUUAUAAAUUUUGAUGUACCUAAAAAUUCGGCGACGUAUUUACAUAGAAUUGGAAGAGCUGGUCGCUAUGGGUCUCAUGGAAUUUCUAUCACCAUUAUUUCUGAAAGCGAAUUUCCGUUAUUUAGACAAUUGUUAACUUCGGUUGGUGGACCAAACUUUUAUCUGUUCAAACUUAAUUCUAAUUAUGCAGAAGAUGUUUGGGCCGAUGAUAUUACAGUAUUUGAGAAAAUUUACUCAAAGUCUGAGACGAGCAACAUAAACAUUGAUAACACGUUUCUAAAAUCUGAAAAUGGUGCGCCUAUAGUGAUACCUAUGUCCAUAUCUUCAGCAGUUAAUGAUGCAUCAUCAUCAGAAAAUAAUGUUGCAAGUAUUUCUACUGUGAAACAUGAAAAAUGUAAAAGCAUCUCAUCCAUGGAUAUAGGAGUCAAUGAUAAGUCAUCAUCAGAAAAUAAUGUUGCAAAUAUUACUAUUGUGAAAUAUGACAAAUGUGAAAGUGUCUCAUCAAAGUGCGACACACCACUCAAUGGUACACCAUCACCAGAGAAUAAUAUUACAAAUAAUAUUAAAAUUAAAUUAAAUGAAAAACCUAAUACCUGUAUUUCACCAAAAAACAAGAAGCAUCGUAAAACUGUGUCUAAUAAUUUACGUAUAAAGUCAAGAAGAACUGAUAUAAAUGAAAAGAUAAAAAUUAGUUCAUUAUUUCAACAUAAUGUUCAAGAAAAAAUUCAAGGAAGAAUCAAUCUCCAACAAUCUGAAAAGCAUAAAGAGAUAUCAACUGCAGAAUCUAUUGGAGUUAAAAUUUCUGGAGAAGAGCAUGAAGAUUUAUUAAAUACAGACUCAUUUAAAUCAGGAAACGGAUAUAAGUUUAAAAUAACUCCUGAUCCAGAUAAUCCUUCCCUUAUGGAAAAAUUAAAUGAAAAUGUUGUGUUUGAAGUACCAAAUAUAGAGGAUUAUAAAAAAGAAAGUGUUGACAUUGAAAAUAUCAUGCAAUAUAUAAAAGCUCCAUCAAUCAGUAAAGAAGAAGAAAAUGAUGAUAAAAUGGAUAAUAAUGAAAAAAUUUCUACAAAUGUUUCUCAGAAUACAUGUUCUAUGAAAGAUCUUACUUUAAUGCACAAUUUGCAAUCAUCUAUAAGUGAAUUGGAUAUUAGUGAGGAUAAUCAAAUAUGGAAAGAAUUAAAUGAUUACUUAUUAAUACAUGCUAAAGAAAUUAAUGACAAAGACAAUUGUAUAAAUGAUGAAGAAUCUUUUUUGCAAAUAGCUUCCAAUUGGAAAGAAUUACUUGAUCUCGAAAUUAGUUUAUUAAAUAAGACAUAUAAAGACAUGACAGAUUCUGUUCAUAAGCUAGUAUACGAAGAACAUUUUUUUGCUUUAAAGACUUUUCUUAAUAUACAAAAACGGGCUUUUUUAUGUAUUUUUCCACAACUUCGUAAUGAUGAAGAAAUACAGGAUACUUAUAUAUAUUCAGGAUAUAAUUCAAAUAAUAAUUUGUUGGAUAUGUAUAAAGAAAUAGAAGAUUUUAAAAGCCGUUACUGUACGGUGACAACUAAAUUUGAUGCAUAUUUUCCUUAUAGUAUAAAUAUUGAUGAACAUAUGCCAAAUCUAAUGAUAUCAAGCUCUGAGAUCGAAGAAUAUCGCAAGGCAUUACAGUAUUUUAGUACAUAUCGCAAUCCCAAUGAAAAAUUAAUAGAAAUAAUAGAUUAUAUAGCAUUUUUGAGUGAAACUGAAAAAUAUGAUUUGAUUAAGAAAAUAAAAGAUCAAAAUUUGUCAUUUUCGGAUAUGAAGGCAUUUCUUACUGAAGAAGCAGCAAAAAGAGAGUUAAAAGACGAUAAAUUAAUGGAGCAUUUACAAUUGUCUGAAAAGCUGGAUUCUUCAGAAAGAAAUGGUAUAUUAACAGAAAAUAUACAAGUCUUUGAAAAGGUUUCUUCAGAAAAAAAUAGUGAAUUGAUGGAAUGUGUACAAGUGUCUCAGAAAUCGAUUUCUUUAGAAAAUGAGGAUAAUAACACAAUUCAACAUCAGAAGAUUGCUGAAAUGGAUUCUCCAGAAAUACAUAUAAUAAACAAUAGUUCAAAAAGAAGUUCAAAGGAGAUGCAAGAGACUCAAUCUAAUGAAGUUAUAACUGUCAAUCAAAAAGACCAUGAAAUACAAGAUAAGGACUAUAAUAUUACUAAUACAAUCUCCAAUAGAAAUGAAGAAAUUCUUGCAAAUAAAGAAGAUUCAAAGGAUGGUAAUGAACUGUUGUUUCAACUAGAUAAGUUAAUGAAUGAAGAAGAUAAUCAAAGUAUGUGCAGCACUACAAGCAAAUCGUCAUUUAUAUCAUUCCAUAAAGAUAUUACAUAUUCAAGCGCUAGUAAAGUUGUAUCCAACAAACAGCAGGAAAUAACACCCAGUAGUAGUCAUAAAGAAAAAAACAGUGAAAAGGAUAUUAUGUAUGAUAAAGAAGUUAAGAACUUUCAAACUAGAUAUAUACCCGUACAAACAAAUAAUAUCCUUUAUAAUAGUAUGAACAAUUCAUAUAACAAACUUAGUAAACAUGUGAAGUUUCAUAAAGAUGACCCAAAAAAUAGUGUAGACAAUUCAGCUGCUUGUACAAAAUAUUCUAUAUCAACUCCACAUCCAACUAUAAACACAAGAAAAACUCCUCAAUAUUCAUCGAAUUCUGCUGCGCAACACUUCCAUCCGCGAGCCUCAUAUUCUAAUUUAAACUAUAAUCUAGAUACAAGAGAGCAAACCUGCGUACCAAAUCAAAACGAUCCUCAUCAGUGGAACGAACAUAUACUUGCCAGUUCCCACCCUUCUCGCACAUAUGAGAGAAAAACAAUACAGUCUAAUUAUUUACCAGAAUAUUGGGAACCAGAGAUCGAUUAUUGUCCUAAAAAUUCGAAUAUUCAUAGGCUAGAUGAUAAUUUAACAAACGAUGUUUCUUCACAUGAAACUGAUAUUGACAGCUUUUUAUCAUCGUUGCGAAUGCAAACAGAUCAGUUGCAUUUACAGAUUUAUAAGUCGCAAAUGUUCGAAAACUGGGCUUCAUACGAUCAAUGAUCGCGCACGGAAUUGAACUAAUUAAAUAAAAUAUGAUAAUAAA
This is a messenger RNA of Formica exsecta, 4417 nucleotides long. RefSeq lists its product as uncharacterized. The coding region runs from base 313 to 4374 and encodes 1353 amino acids. Gene Ontology annotation, molecular function: RNA helicase activity; ATP binding; nucleic acid binding. The record is from RefSeq and is a predicted model, not a curated record. NCBI's taxonomy places the organism in Eukaryota, Metazoa, Arthropoda, Insecta, Hymenoptera, Formicidae. The transcript has 7 exons.